Messenger RNA from Scheffersomyces stipitis CBS 6054, 952 nucleotides. RefSeq names its product Elongator subunit. Gene Ontology annotation, cellular component: nucleus; elongator holoenzyme complex; cytosol. The transcript is spliced from 2 exons. Lineage: Eukaryota; Fungi; Ascomycota; Pichiomycetes; Serinales; Debaryomycetaceae. The coding region runs from base 1 to 873 and encodes 290 amino acids. The record is from RefSeq and is a predicted model, not a curated record. Gene Ontology annotation, biological process: tRNA wobble uridine modification. Gene Ontology annotation, molecular function: tRNA binding.
AUGUCGCUGAACGCAAGUGUUCUCUUGAACAGGCUAUUGGCUCUUAAGGAGCCUACACCGUUUCUCCUUGUUCUCGACUCGCUUCUUCAAUCUGCCCAUUACUUGCUCUCUGAGUUUGCCCAUCACAAUAAUUCCAAAAUCAUCUUUCUAUCCUACGAAACAACAAAUAUUCCACUGUAUGCUUCUGAAUGGUUGGAUUGCUCAACAGUGUCAACAGCAGAAAUCUCUGACUUUGUCAAGAAAAACUCUCCUCCAACUACGGGUACGUUGGUGAUAAUAGAUUCCCUCAACUAUGUCACCAACACUGAAAUCACACAAUUUCUCACGAGCAUCAUACAACCCUCAGUCACUAUAUUGGGUGUAUAUCACACGAAUGUGCCGCAAGAACAGAGCAAAAUAUUGAAUUAUCCUUCUUCUCUAACUCUACUUUCAUACAUUGCUUCUUCUAUAUUUGAAGUAGAGUACUUUCCACACCACAAGAUAGACUUGGAAACUCUCGAAAACAAGAUUUCCCGCUUGGAAAUCCCUGUAAACUUAGGCUUAAACGGCUCAACCUUCAAAUUAACGUUGUCGAAUAGAAGAAAAUCAGGAAGAACGCUCAUAUACCAGUAUGAAAUCAACUCCACAACUCAUACAUACGAAAUUCACAAAUCUGUAAAAGAUGACGCUAACCCAGAAGAUGAAGAGUUGCUCAAAGAUUUGACGACAUUCAAUUUGUCCACAAGCAACAAGCAGAAAUUGGCUAGAGAGCAGGUGGAGUUGCCAUACAUGCAAGCGCAGGAGUCGUUGGGUUCUUCUGGAGGUGCCAUUGUCUACGAAUUUGAGAAGGAUGACGAUUAUGACGAAGAAGACCCCUACGAAGAUCCAUUCUAGAACUAUGUUCUAGAGAUCUUAAAUAUUGCAUUCUCUAGAAUAGAUAGCUUAUUUAUCUAAAGACAAAUAAAGACAAUUU